AUGUAUGUCGAUUCCGAUGAGGAGGCCGCUGCCGUAAGCACGGUAGUGGAGCAGGUGGCUCCUUAUGCCGCCGCCGUUACACCGACCUCUAACGCCUGGUCCGAGCGAGUAGUCGCAAGGCUGAGAUCAUUGCAACGCGAGCUUUGCAACUUUAACGUAGCACUCCCUGAUGUUGUUAGUUUUCGUGUGGACGGAAAGGAUUUUUGUGUGCGGCGCGAGUUGCUACUGAAGGAUCCACAGUCGGUGCUCUUCCUCAUGGCCGUGAAGCAUUUCCAACAGCACACUGCUGACCGAGGCGUUGAAAAUGCCAUCGAGGUUCCGUGUAGGAACCCUAUGCUCUUCGGAAUGUUGCUGAAUUUGCUGCGCGGAUAUAAAAAUCCCAUUCCGGAGGCCUACCGCGAUGCCUGCUAUGCAGAGGCACGUUUCUACGGCCUUCUACGCUCCUGGUCCUCACGUUAUGCCGUUGUAGUGGAAGGCCCUUUCUGCCCGCUACCCUGCAGCGGUCGCCUCUUCUCUGAUGUUGUGUGCGCCACGGCUGGGUCUUAUUGCCGCAGGGGAAAGUACCGCAUCACGUUCAAUGUGCUUCGAUGUGAUACGAUGGCAGUCGGAGUUAUUUCGCGUGACAAAGAGAAAAUGUGGGCAGACAGCGUAGACCAGUGGGAGGGGUUUGCACUUUGCUGGAACGACGGUCGAACGGUGCAUAACUUCGGCGAGGCCGUGAUGGAAAGAACGGGUGUCACAUACGCGGCUAACGCACGCAUUCGAGUCGAGCUGGAUUGUGACGAGGGUAUUUUAAGUUGGUGUUUUUUAGAGCGGCAGCAGAUGUCUGUAGUACGCUUACCACCGAUGAGUUUCGCUUUCGUUGUGGUGUUGGCGCGGUCUUCUGAGGUGCAAAUAGUGGGAAGCGACUAA
Messenger RNA from Trypanosoma brucei brucei TREU927, 912 nucleotides. RefSeq lists its product as hypothetical. Bases 1 to 912 code for a protein of 303 amino acids. The transcript has a single exon. The record is from RefSeq and is a predicted model, not a curated record. NCBI's taxonomy places the organism in Eukaryota, Euglenozoa, Kinetoplastea, Trypanosomatida, Trypanosomatidae.